Kwoniella shivajii is the source of this 963-nucleotide messenger RNA. RefSeq names its product ribose-5-phosphate isomerase. The record is from RefSeq and is a predicted model, not a curated record. Gene Ontology annotation, cellular component: intracellular membrane-bounded organelle. NCBI's taxonomy places the organism in Eukaryota, Fungi, Basidiomycota, Tremellomycetes, Tremellales, Cryptococcaceae. The transcript has 8 exons. Gene Ontology annotation, molecular function: ribose-5-phosphate isomerase activity. Gene Ontology annotation, biological process: D-ribose metabolic process; pentose-phosphate shunt, non-oxidative branch. Bases 1 to 963 code for a protein of 320 amino acids.
AUGCCAGCUCCAACUGUUGAUUUACUGAAAAACAAGCUCGGUUCAUCCGACGCUCCUUCAAUAUCAGCUACGAACCCAGCUUUCAUCCCACCAAGUCAACCUCUCACGCCAGGAAAACAAUUACCUACCUCAGUUGAAUUACCUGUUCUUCCAGCUGUCGAAAGUGCGAAAAGAUUAGCUGCUUUCGCAGCUGUAGAUAGACAUAUUGGUCUUCAACACAAAGUCAUAGGUAUUGGAUCUGGUUCCACUGUACCUUACGUAGUAGACCGAAUCGUUGCUCAAGGAUUCCAAGCCAACAAAGACAGAGUGUUCAUUCCAACUGGUUUCCAGUCAAAAGAACUUAUCAUAAAAGCUGGAUUAACACUUGGAGAUGUAGAUCAAUAUGCUACAAUUGAUGUCACGAUUGAUGGAGCUGAUGAAGUCGACAACGAGCUCAACUCAAUUAAAGGUGGUGGAGCAUGUCAACUUCGAGAAAAAGUAUUAGCGGAAGCUGCUGAAACUUGGAUCAUCGUUGCGGAUUACAGAAAGAACUCUCAUAUAUUAGGGACAACCUGGAAACAAGGUAUCCCAAUCGAGGUAGCUUCUUUCGCAUACGCAAAAGUAUUGACGAACCUUUCGCACAUGGGAUCACCCUCACAACUUCCAGAUGGCAAACCAGGAUUAACGUUAAGAAUGGGUAAAAUGAAAGCUGGUCCUGUUGUCUCAGAUAAUGGUAAUUUCAUCAUCGAUGCUCCGUUCCCAGAGGAUAUGAUGAAAGAUCCUGUUGAUCUAUUACAUCGUAUAAAAAUGUUAACUGGUGUAGUGGAAGUCGGACUAUUCUGCGGAAUGGCUAAAGCAGCUUACUUCGGUAACGAAGAUGGAACAGUUCUGGCUCGAUUAAGCGAUGGAGGAGUAGAGAAAAUCACUGAAGUACCUAAAACACCGGAAUUAAAAGCUCAAGUGGAAGAAUCAAAUGUUGAAUAG